AUGCAUUCUCUGUCAAUGGGGCAGGGCUGUAGCAGCUCAGGUGUCCCCUCUGGCUCGGUGGUUCAGGUGUGCUUCCCCAGCUCCCAGGCGUCUGUACUGGACAGCCUGAAUCGGCAGCGCGAGGAGGGCCAGCUCUGUGACCUCUCCAUCCAGGUCCAGGGGAAGGUGUUCAAGGCCCACCGCUGCGUGCUAGCUGCAUCCUCACCCUACUUUCACGACCAGGUGCUCUUGAAGAACAUGUCCACUGUCUCCAUCCCUGCCGUCAUGGACCUGCUGGCGUUCGAGAGUGUCCUGAGCUGCGCCUACACGGGCCAGCUGCGCAUGCUCCGCGAAGACAUCGUCAACUACCUCACCGUGGGCAGCGUGCUGCAGAUGUGGCACAUCGUGGACAAGUGCACAGAGCUCCUCAAAGAGGGGCGGGUGGUGGGUAGCGCAUCCCAGGGGGUCAUUGGAGGAGUGCAGGGGAACCCUAGAUGCAGUAGCAGUGAAAGCUCCCUAGCAGGUGGAAGCAACACCCAGGCAGCCCCUCACCCUCCCAGCCGUCCGUCCCUGAGUGAGAGCCAGUCUCCCAGCAGCACCAACUACUUCAGCCCCAGAGAUGUCAACUCCGGAGGGGGAGCAGCGGCAGCUGGAGCUGCAGGGCAGGAAGGCGUGAACGCCACUCCCAGCUACUGCACCCCUUCUGGGGCCGAGGAGGCCUUCCUGAUCGAAGAGGAGGAUGAAGAAGAGGAAGAAGAGCUCAUGUACCAUAGGAAGCAAGGGAGCAGCAGGAGGAAACGGACAACCUCUGUCUCGGACCAAGAGGUUGGAGUCAGCGACCGCUUCGGAGUGUCGUCCUACCAAGACGGGGACGCCUCCCCUCUCCAGAAGCGACCCACCUACAGCCAGCCCAGCAUCAUGCCCCGGAAGCAGUGGGUGGUGGUGAAGACGGAGGGACCCCAGGACGAUGACCUGAUUGUGGUGUCAGGGGAGGAAGGGCCAGAUGAGGAAGAGGAGAGAGAGUUGGAAAUGUUGAGGGAGAGGGAGAGGACGUUCAACAUAUCCAACGUCAGGACUCUGUCUGGAGAGCUGAGGAGCAGAGCGGACCAUGAGAUGGAGACACAGAUGGAUUACUGCCAGUCUUCUGAAGACUACCUCAAGUUUGACAGUGGUUUGAUGGACCAGACUCCCCCACAGCACCUUCAUGACAGCGCUGGUCAGAGUGGUGGCAGAGUCGUUUCUGCCCUACUCGGCCAAGUCCAGUCUGCUGCUGCUGCUAGAGCUCAGCUCUUUCCCAUAGACAUGCAAGGCAACCAGAUCCUCAUGUACAGCCAAUCCUCUUUAGACUCCUCUCAACCCAUAGGAAUAGGAGGUGGUAUGGCUGGGGCACCAUUUAAAGGGACAAACUUAGAGCAUGGAGCGGUCCAUUUGUCAGCACAGGGGGGUUUGGGCGGUGGCAUAGAUGGACUGGACGGGGGUGGUGGUGGCGGGGGUUCAGGGAAGGUGUUCAUGUGCCACUGUGGAAAGACCUUCACCCACAAGAGCAUGCGUGACCGCCACAUCAACAUGCACCUGGACCUGCGGCCUUUCAACUGCCCCGUCUGCGCCAAGAAGUUCAAGAUGAAGCACCACCUGACGGAGCACAUGAAGACCCACACGGGGCUCAAGCCCUACGACUGCCACGGCUGCGGCAAGAAGUUCAUGUGGCGCGACAGCUACAUGCGGCACCGCUCCCACUGCGAGGGACGUGGCGGGGCGGCUGGCAGGAGCGAGGAUGGGGGAGGGUCCGACCGCACUGAUGGCGUCUCCCCUCAGCAUCUCCCCCUCUCGGCCAGCGAGGCCGGUCAAGAUGCCGUUGGUUGCAGGACUGGGAUCUCUGUCUUGUCGCCACAUCAUUCCAGUACAGGUAGCAGCAGCAAUGCCGUCUCGUGCCUGACCAUGGUCGGUGCAGGAGCGCGCUUAGGGGUCAACUCUCCAAGCGUGUUGCAGGGUCAAGGUUCUGUGUUUGGUCUGGGGGUCAGCCAAGGUGGGUGUGAGGAGGAAGUGUGUGAGGUUGGUGAUAAUGAUACUAGUGUCACUUGA
Molecule: messenger RNA, 2061 nt
Organism: Salvelinus namaycush (lake trout)
Lineage: Eukaryota; Metazoa; Chordata; Actinopteri; Salmoniformes; Salmonidae
Product: zinc finger and BTB domain-containing protein 22-like
Exons: 3
Coding region: 1-2061 (686 amino acids)
Biological process (GO): regulation of transcription by RNA polymerase II
Molecular function (GO): RNA polymerase II cis-regulatory region sequence-specific DNA binding; protein binding; DNA-binding transcription factor activity, RNA polymerase II-specific
Source: RefSeq, a predicted model, not a curated record